CUCGGGGCCCGGUGUCAUGGCGGGGCUGACCCUGUUCGUGGGCCGCCUCCCGCCCACGGCCCGCAGCGAGCAGCUGGAGGAGCUGUUCAGUCAGGUGGGGCCCGUGAAGCAGUGCUUCGUGGUGACUGAGAAAGGGGGUACGGCGUGCCGAGGCUUUGGCUAUGUCACGUUUUCCAUGCCGGAAGAUGUUCAGAGGGCCCUCAAGGAGGUCACCACCCUCGAAGGCUGCAAGAUCAGCGUCACUCUGGCCAAGAGAAAACUGAGGAACAAGUCUAAGGUCAAGGGAGAGGAAAAACUGGAGUCCCCAAAGAAGGUGCCGAAGCCCCCCAAAGCCAAAGUGGCAGACAAGAAAGCCAGAUUAAUUAUCCGGAAUCUGAGCUUUAAGUGUUCGGAAGACGACUUGAAGACGGUGUUUGCUCCGUUCGGAGCUGUCCUCGAAGUGAACAUCCCGAGGAAGCCAGAUGGGAAGAUGCGUGGCUUUGCUUUCGUUCAGUUCAAGAACCUCCUAGAAGCAGGGAAAGCUCUCAAAGGCAUGAACAUGAAAGAGAUCAAAGGGCGGACAGUGGCUGUGGACUGGGCUGUGGCGAAGGAUAAAUACAAAGGCUCUCAUGCUGUCCCCGCCGAGGCUGCAGGAGACAGAGAGAACCCUGAACCGAAACAGCAAGGAUCAGGGAAAGAGAAUGGCAGAGAGGAGGAGGAGGGUGACAGCGAUGAUGACGAAGGGGAUGGAGAUGAAGACGAGGAAGAAGAGUCAACGAUGCCCAAGCCCGUGCAGGUCCAGCAGAGGGCUGUCAAGAGAGCUGCGCCUGCAGAGAGCAGCGAAGAGGAUCCCUCUGAUGACGACGAGGACAGUGACCUUGAGCGAGGAGAUGGGACCGGCAAUGACAGCGAGGAACUGAGCGACGUGGACUCUGACGAGCAGGAGAAUGAAGAUGUACAAAUCUCAAAGAAAAAGCAGAGGAAAUUACCCUCUGACGUGAGUGAAGGGAAGACUGUUUUUAUCAGAAACCUGUCCUUUGACUCGGAAGAAGAAGACCUUGGGGAGCUGCUUCAGCAGUUUGGGGAUCUCAAAUACGUCCGCAUAGUCUUGCAUCCAGACACAGAGCACUCCAAAGGAUGUGCGUUUGCCCAGUUCCUGACUCAGGAAGCUGCUCAGAAAUGCUUGGCUGCUGCUUCUCCAGAGACCGAGGGUGGUGGGCUGAAGCUGGAUGGCCGGCAGCUUAGGGUUGACUUGGCCGUGACCCGGGACGAGGCUGCAAAGCUUCAGACGAAGAAGGUGAAGAAGCCCACUGGCACGCGGAACCUCUACCUGGCCAGAGAAGGCUUGAUCCGGGCUGGGACGAAGGCUGCAGAGGGCGUGAGCGCUGCGGACAUGGCCAAGAGAGAGCGGUUUGAGCUGCUGAAGCACCAGAAACUCAAGGACCAGAAUAUCUUCGUCUCCCAGACCAGGCUGUGCCUGCACAACCUCCCCAAGGCCGUGGACGACCAGCAGCUGCGGAAACUGCUGCUGAGUGCCACCCGCGGGCAGAAGGGGGCCCGCCUCAAGGAGUGCAGGGUGAUGCGAGACCUGAAAGGCGCUCACGGGAACACCAGAGGCCAGUCGCUGGGCUACGCCUUUGCAGAGUUCCAGGCCCACGAGCACGCCCUGGCCGCCCUGCGCCACCUCAACAACAACCCGGACAUCUACGGGUCACAGAAGAGGCCGAUAGUGGAGUUUUCUCUGGAAGACCGGCGGAAGCUGAAGGUGAAGGAGCUCAGGCUCCAGCGCAGCCUGCAAAAGUUGAGGCCCAAGCCUGCCCCUGGUAAGCCGCAGCUGGCGCCCUCCACCCCGGGGAAGCAGCAGCUUCAGAAGGCAGCUCCCCACCAGGCCCAGGGCCAGAGCCAGGUGCCCCCGGAGCAGGAGGGGACGGCGUGGGCGGGCUUCCAGACCAAGGCUGAAGUGGAACAUGUGGAGCUCCCUGGUGGGAAGAAGAGGAGGAAGGUCCUGGCGCUCCCCUCGCACCGAGGCCCCAAGAUCAGGUUGCGGGACAAAGGCAAGGCGAAGCCUCUCCCGACCAGUAAGCUGAAGCCCCAGCCCAAGCAGAAGCGGCAGGAGAAGCAGAAGCUGCCGUCCAAGCAGGUGCCCAAGAAGAAAGCCAAGGGCAAUGAGACAGAAAUCCGCUUCCACCAGCUGGUCGAGCAAUAUAAGCAGAAGCUCCUGGGUCCUUCCAGAGGUGUGCCCCUGGCAAAGAGGAGCAAGUGGUUUGACAGUUGACCCACCAGCAGCCUGGGCCAGAGCCACAUGCAUGAAACUGGGAAGCCCUGGUGAAGCCCCCAGUCACCCCCACCCCUUACCUCCCCAUGUCUGACUGAGGGGUGCUGGGUGAGGAUCCUAAGCUGCACCCACCUGGACACUGUCUCUCCUCUCAGAGGACCCGGGGGCUUGGGCGCGUCAAGACAUGCCGGGAGCGGUGUGUCGGGGUGCCUCAGGGAAAUGGGGCGGAUUUUGAAGAUGUGUGUUCUUUUUUUCCCCCUGCCUUUUGUUCUUUUUUAAAAAAAUCAUUUUAUUAGGAGCUCA
Molecule: messenger RNA, 2557 nt
Organism: Echinops telfairi (small Madagascar hedgehog)
Lineage: Eukaryota; Metazoa; Chordata; Mammalia; Afrosoricida; Tenrecidae
Gene: RBM28
Product: RNA binding motif protein 28
Exons: 19
Coding region: 17-2254 (745 amino acids)
Molecular function (GO): RNA binding
Source: RefSeq, a predicted model, not a curated record